AUGAAGGUCCCUGAAGGUAUCUUUUUGCCUGCAAAUAGACCGUACUGGCCAUUUGCUGGGUGUGCAGAGUCUUGGAUUCUGCGAAUGGCCACCUUGCAGAUAACAGAUGUUGGAUGGCCAGUUGGAUGGUCGUUGUCGCAUUGUAACAAGAUACUAGCCAGUUUCUCCAAAGCAAGUCUGUUUGAUUACAUAUCAGAAGGACACCCUAGGAACACGAGCUGGCUGGAGGUAGAGGUCGCGGUGAGAGGAUGUCAGGAUGAUCGAGGAAAGAGGCGCGGCGCAUGGACGGUGACCGUGGGAAGAGUUCUAUCCAUCAAGCAAUCGGCUCGCAAACGAGUUUCUGCUUUGCAAAGUGUGCGGACACCAACUCAAGUGUCCAUCGACUAUCGUUUUCUCUUUGGUCUGGCGCUGGAAUCUAUGGGGCGCUCAACAACAAAAUCGGUCGCCCGGGUGUACGCUGAUGUCAACGCUCGCUUAGGGCCUUCAUGGCAUGAAUACGACAACCUCCAAGUUCAAUGGGGAUCCCAGGAUCAUUAUGAAAUCGUGCGGAAAGUGGGAAGGGGAAAGUACUCAGAGGUUUUCGAAGGAAUCAAUGUUGUAACAGAAGAGAAAUGUAUUAUUAAAGUCCUCAAGCCUGUCAAGAAGAAGAAAAUCAAGCGAGAAAUCAAGAUCCUUCAAAACUUGGCCGGAGGUCCCAAUAUCGUCGCUUUGCUCGAUGUCGUCCGCGACCCUGCAUCCAAGAUCCCCAGCCUGAUAACAGAAUACGUGCACAACGUCGAGUUCAAGCAAUUAUACCCCCGAUUCACCGACAUGGACGUUCGCUACUACAUGUUUGAACUCCUUAAGGCUCUGGACUUCUGUCACUCCAAAGGAAUCAUGCACCGCGACGUUAAGCCGCACAACGUGAUGAUUGAUCAUGAGCACCGUAAAUUGCGCUUGAUCGACUGGGGUCUGGCUGAAUUCUACCAUCCAAAGACGGAAUACAACGUUCGCGUGGCCUCUCGCUACUUCAAGGGACCUGAGCUCUUGGUCGACUUCCAAGAGUACGACUACAGCCUGGAUAUGUGGAGCUAUGGUUGCAUGUUCGCCUCGAUGAUCUUCCGCAAGGAACCCUUCUUCCACGGACACGACAACUAUGACCAACUGGUUAAAAUCACCAAAGUCCUUGGUACAGACGACCUCUACGCCUAUAUCGAGAAGUACAACAUCCGCCUUGACUCUCAAUACGACGAGAUUCUCGGAAGGUAUCCUCGCAAGCCCUGGACCCGCUUCAUCACCUCGGAAAACCAGAGAUACAUCUCCAACGAGGCCAUCGAUUUCCUUGACAAGCUCCUCCGUUACGACCACCAAGACCGUCUCACUGCUCGUGAGGCCCAGAUGCAGCCCUACUUUGACCCGAUCCGAAAUGCCGCCACCAACAAUGCUCACGCGGGUGAAAGCGAUGAUGCAUCAUCUGGGUGAUACAUACCAGCGACAUUGUAUUUUUCUCUUCUUCAUGACUGUACGUUUGGCGAUGUGUAUAGAAUCACUUUCUUUAUUUACCC
Messenger RNA from Coprinopsis cinerea okayama7#130, 1544 nucleotides. Its product is annotated as CMGC/CK2 protein kinase. Bases 1 to 1461 code for a protein of 486 amino acids. Gene Ontology annotation, cellular component: cytosol; nucleus; protein kinase CK2 complex. Lineage: Eukaryota; Fungi; Basidiomycota; Agaricomycetes; Agaricales; Psathyrellaceae. The record is from RefSeq and is a predicted model, not a curated record. Gene Ontology annotation, biological process: DNA damage response; regulation of transcription by RNA polymerase I; regulation of transcription by RNA polymerase III. Gene Ontology annotation, molecular function: protein serine/threonine kinase activity; ATP binding. The transcript has 9 exons.